CAAGGAAGAUUAAAGCCCAUUAAACUCAGUCACGUUGUAAGGCGCUAGCACAAAUUACGUAACGCUGAAAAUUCGGAUUUUGAACCACGCAAUUCCUAUCUCUAAUCCACACAAAGUAAAGCAACCUCCACCCCCCUCUUCCCCCUCCAUUUCGCGCUAUGUAAUUUGUGCGUGACGCCUUAAUCGUCGUUAAUACUCACAAAUCGCUAAGUCGCACUUUGAAGCGUCUUAGAUCAGCUUCGUUCGCCCAACCAUGUUCAGUUAGAAGUCGGCAUCCGGAACAGAGCGAUGUAUUCGUCUUAUCGUUUGGCGCUGCUUCUCCUCGGUUUCUGUGCUUUACGUGGGGUCAGCUCACAGGCCACCACGGCACGAAUCGCCGAGACAAAAUGUCGAGAAUACAUCGCGAAAAAUAUGCGCACAACGAUCGCUUCACCAUUGCUCCUAAAUCCGUUUGUCAUAAAAUUCGAAUCGAGCAAUUGCUCCACCUCGGUUGAUCUGAUUGUGAACGGAGAGGCAGCAAAGAGAGGUGAGUUUCCGCACCAAGCCUUGUUGGGAUUGAUCAAGGAGAGCAGCCCCGAGGAAAUCGAUUUCUUCUGCGGCGGAUCGCUGAUCAGUGAGCGGCACGUGUUAACCGCGGCACAUUGCGAAGAUCCCACCGUUGUCCGCUUGGGGGAACAUGAUUUGCGGGAAGACGAGAGUCAGGUCGAUUUCGAGGUUGACGAAAUGGUGCGACAUCCGAACUACACGCUGCGUCUCUCGUAUCAUGAUAUUGCACUGGUGAGGCUGAACACCGCGGUGAUGUUCUCCAGUUUUAUGCGACCCGCAUGUCUGUGGACAAGUGUACCCCUGAACCAGUCCACUGUGAUAGCAACCGGUUUCGGUUUGACGGAGUUUGCCGGUAACGGAUCGUCGAUCUUGAUGAAGGUGACUCUUGAUGUUAUGAACAAAACUAGCUGCGAGGAAAAAUUUGCAGGGACAAAGCUGUUCAAACAAGGAAUUCGUGACGAACAACUUUGCGUGGGAAGUCAGCAGGAAGCGAAAGAUACAUGCAACGGGGACUCCGGAGGGCCCAUACAGGUUGUCACGGAUUCCAGCACUUGUGUCCUCCAUAUAGUGGGCGUUACUUCGGUCGGUAACUCGUGCGGAGUAGGACGAACGGAUUCCAUUUAUACCGAGGUGGCCCGCUACAUUGAUUGGAUUGAGGGUGAAGUGUGGCCGGGUGAACGUAGGAUUGAGCCGAAGCUCGCAGCCGAGGUUGAAAACGAUCAUCGAAUUAUGUUUCCUAUUUGGUGAUCGGGUGGAAUACAUCAUUGGAAGAAAACAUUUUGGCUCGAAACGUGUGUUAUUUUUUUUU
This is a messenger RNA of Toxorhynchites rutilus septentrionalis, 1354 nucleotides long. Its product is annotated as serine protease snake-like. NCBI's taxonomy places the organism in Eukaryota, Metazoa, Arthropoda, Insecta, Diptera, Culicidae. The record is from RefSeq and is a predicted model, not a curated record. The coding region runs from base 289 to 1293 and encodes 334 amino acids. The transcript is spliced from 4 exons. Gene Ontology annotation, biological process: proteolysis. Gene Ontology annotation, molecular function: serine-type endopeptidase activity.